This is a messenger RNA of Eufriesea mexicana, 1368 nucleotides long. Its product is annotated as excitatory amino acid transporter 3. Gene Ontology annotation, biological process: L-glutamate transmembrane transport. Gene Ontology annotation, cellular component: plasma membrane. The transcript is spliced from 9 exons. The coding region runs from base 1 to 1368 and encodes 455 amino acids. The record is from RefSeq and is a predicted model, not a curated record. Gene Ontology annotation, molecular function: neutral L-amino acid transmembrane transporter activity; glutamate:sodium symporter activity; L-glutamate transmembrane transporter activity. NCBI's taxonomy places the organism in Eukaryota, Metazoa, Arthropoda, Insecta, Hymenoptera, Apidae.
AUGAAUAUAACAAAAAAAAUAUUGAGACAAAAGCUAAUAUUAGGUACAGUUAUUGGUGUAUGUACUGGAAUUUCAAUAGGAUUCAUACUUAAAACUUUUACUUCUCAACCAUGGUCCAAAAGAGAUAUAAUGUAUCUAAAAUUUCCUGGAGAACUAUUCAUGAGAUUGAUAAAUUGUUUAAUAUUACCUCUUGUAACAUCUAGCAUAGUGAGUGCUACUUGCAACUUGAAGAAAUCAGGUCACAUUGGAACAAUGGCAUUAUAUUAUUAUAUGACAACAACAUUCCUUGGAAUAAUAUUAAGUGUAACAUUAGUUCAAACAAUAAAACCUGGUGACUUACUUAAAAAUGAAAAUAUUGUGUCACAAAAUACAACUAAAUCUUUCAUUACAUUGGACACAAUUUUAGAUUUAUUUCGAAAUCUUAUGCCAGAAAAUAUAGUGAAUGCAUGCUUAUUUCAGUAUCAAACUGUGUUAGAAAAACCAAAGAAUGAAACAGUACCCAUUGAUGAAUGGAAAAUAGACCAUACAAAUGUAGCAGGAACAAAUGUAUUAGGAUUAGUAUUCUUUAGUUUAAUCUUAGGACUAGCAAUUGGUGAUAUAGAUGCAAGAGGAGAACCCUUAAUAAAUUUUUUUCGAUCUUUGUCAGAUGCAAUGAUGAAGAUCAUGAGUUGGGCAAUAAUGCUAGUGCCAAUGAGUGCAUUAUUUCUUAUUUGUGCAAAGAUUCUCGAAAUAGAAGACUUUAAUGGUGUUAUAAAACGACUUGGAAUUUAUAUCUUAACUGUUUUUAGUGGUUUGCUCAUACAAGGUUUAUUAUUACUUCCACUACUAUAUUUUAUAUGUACUCGCCAAUCUCCAUAUAACAUUAUAACUAAACUUGGACCUGCUUUUGUCACAGCAUUUGGUACAUCAUCCAGUACAGCCACAGUUCCAGUAACAAUAUCAUGUUUGGAACAUAUUGGGAUACCUUCUAAAAUAUCUAGAUUUAUUGUACCAAUUGGUGCCACCAUAAAUAUGGAUGGUAUAGCAUUAUAUGAAAGUGUUGGUGCAAUUUUUAUAAUUCAAUUACAUGGCUUACAAUUCUCUCUAUUCAAAAUUAUAAUAAUCUGUAUAACAUGUACUGUAUCUUGUAUUGGUGCUGCCGGCUUACCUAGUGGUGGUUAUGUAAUGUUAAUAAUGGUAUUAAAUUCCGUGGGAGUUCCAGUAGAAGAUGUUUCAUUAAUUAUCGCCAUCGACUGGUUUGUAGAUCGCUUUAGAACCACCUUAAAUAUCGUGGCAGAUGCAUUAGGUGCUGGCAUAAUAGCUCAUUAUUACAAAAAAAAUAAACAAUAUUUUAUACCAGAAGAAAUAGAAUUAUAUACUUCCUCGUAA